Messenger RNA from Seriola dumerili (greater amberjack), 1427 nucleotides. It is a transcript of the gene cunh11orf68, whose product is annotated as chromosome unknown C11orf68 homolog. Bases 226 to 969 code for a protein of 247 amino acids. The transcript has 3 exons. NCBI's taxonomy places the organism in Eukaryota, Metazoa, Chordata, Actinopteri, Carangiformes, Carangidae. The record is from RefSeq and is a predicted model, not a curated record.
UGUUAAUUCUGAGCCAUUAGUGUAGCGUAAGAUAUAUUUGACAGAUACACAACAGAAAAACUAACAACCUGCACAUUUGUGGACAUUUUUGUACGCACCCAGAGAAACCUGAGCGGACCAUAUACCAUCGGGGCUGUGCUUGUACGGAAGAACAACAGUGGACAACAAAUUUGAACAUCUGCAGGACAAGAUCCAGCACUUUAAUAGCCUCACACUGGCAGUAUUAUGGAGGAGGAAGAGGCCCCUGUCGACGGCGAGGUGGAGACCCCCUUUGCUGCAGAGACCUAUGCCGCUGAGGCCAUGGCUGCAGACAUGGACCCUUGGAUAGUGUUUGACUCGAGACGAACUCCCAGAUCUGAGUUUGACGGCUGGCUGGAGAGCAACAGGCCCUCACAAGUGCACAGAUUUGGUGAUGAGGAUGGUGGUGUCAGCCCUGUGGGGUGGAUUGCUGUGCUGGGCCCGACCCACUGCCCCAGUGGUGCUGAUGUUAUGGGUCUUCAGGAGAGCUGGGAGAAGCUUCUGGCCAGUGGCCGGCCUGUCAGCUUCCAGACAGUGAAGGAGCUGGCCCUGAACCACGGGGUGCUCACGGGCAAGUGGCUGAUGCACUUGGAUUCUGGUUUUAAGUUGGACCAUGCAUGGGAAUGUGUGGCCAGAGCAGCCCUGGAUGGCAAAGUCUCCCUAGUUAAAGUCAGUCCCUAUGACCCCAAGGCAGACGGUAAGCAGGUCAUUUGUGCCUAUAACCAGAACUUCACUGAUGAGAGCGAGGUUGUAAGGCUGGACUCUGUCAUCCGUGCCACAGGGGUCAAGUGCCCUCUCUCCUAUAAGCCGGAUGUGUACACAUACCUGGGAAUCUACCGAAACAACCGCUGGAAGCUUUGUCCGACCAUAUAUGAGAGCAAAUUUGACCUGGAGUGUGUACCGAGGCGUUCCCACAUUGUAAACAAAGUCACCAAUCUUGAAGUAACAUAAAGAGCAAGAGGAUAGUUUUGUAGGAUGAGUGAAUGAAGAGGCACUUAGUGAUCCCAUGAGUUGGGUUGUGCAGUAUGACUUUCUGAUUGAAAUUGUUUUGAGAGUCAGUGGUUGGAUUUUGAUCUCAUAUUUUUCCUUUUGGCAAAAAAGCACAAAAUCUCAUUUCAGUUGUCUUCUCUCGCUGUAAUAUUUUCUAAGUCACCUGAAAAUAGUCACCUUUUUUGUAUUGAAUAUAUUGUAUUCAUAAGUGAGAAUAUUUGUAUUGUUGAGGUUCUGUUUGUAACACACUUACCCGAUCGAUAGGGUGGCUAAAGAAAUCCUUGAUUUGUAUGCACAUCGUCAGGGGAAAAUUUGCAUCCAAUGAAGCAUUUCUGUUUGAUUUUGAUACAUUUGUCAUUUUUUGACUUUACCUUUUGCUUACAGAGUUGCCAAAUAAAAUCUACUUUUGAAGACCUUUA